This is a messenger RNA of Priapulus caudatus, 2091 nucleotides long. RefSeq lists its product as uncharacterized. The transcript has 15 exons. The record is from RefSeq and is a predicted model, not a curated record. The annotation marks the transcript as partial. NCBI's taxonomy places the organism in Eukaryota, Metazoa, Priapulida, Priapulimorpha, Priapulimorphida, Priapulidae. Gene Ontology annotation, molecular function: phosphatidylinositol binding.
ACGAACAUAAAGCUUGCACUGGCUCUAAUCGACGUCGUUGUCGGACUGGCGAGCGCAGCUCCAGCCGAACGAGACGCAGAUUUCAACCUCGGCCAAGGUCUCGACGGAGGAAGCAACAGCUUCCAAUUCAGCUCCUCCUCCUCCUCUGGCGGCGGCCGCCGCGGCGGUGAGGGAGGCUUUGCUCUCGGAGGCGGUGAUGGAGGUUUCGCUCUCGGAGGAGGGGAUGGAGGUUUCGCUCUCGGAGGCGGCGAGGGAGGUCAGGGCUUCCAGUUCAGCUCUUCAUCCGGCGGCGCGGGAGGACAGGGCGCCGGCGUCGGCGGUACCGUCGUCCAGAGGACGGUGACCACGGAGGAGUUCGGUGGCGGAGAGGGAGGCAACGCUGGCGGCUUUGUCGGUGUCGGCGGUGUAGGUGGCGCUGACCUCGCCCCUCAGGGAGGUCAGGGAUUCCAGUUCAGCUCUUCAUCCGGAGGCGCGGGAGGACAGGGCGUCGGCGGCGGCCGUACCGUCGUCCAGAGGACGGAGACCAGGAAGGAGUUCGGUGGCGUAGAGGGAGGCAACGCUGACGGCUUCGGCAGAGCUGGUGGCGUCAUCGCUGUCAGCGGCGGUAGAAACAUCGGCGGUGGAAGCUUCGGCGGAAACAGCCAAUCCUUCCAGGUGCAGUCAACCAGGCAACAGGCCGGCGCUGGAUUCGGAGGACAGGUGAGAGGAGCCGGUGGCUUCGGAGGAGCAGGCGGAUUCCCGGCGCAGCGUAUUGGACUUGAGGGCGGAGCUACCGGAGCCCCGGAGUUCUUCACCACAACCAGAUACGGACCGAUCAGCAGCGGUGGACUGAGAGGAAGCGGAGACAGGGGCAGCAGCCUGACCUUCUCCCGUCACGGAAGCGCCACCGGCUCCCUGUUCAGCAGAGACACCGCCGAUGCCACAGAGACGGCGAAGAAGACCCGCGGAUACGAGUACAGAUACAGCCUAGGUAUUUGGACACCGCACUACACGGGUGAUAAGUCGUUCAUGAUGUACACGAUCCGCACUAAACAGGUGAGGACCUAUGCUAAACACCGCACUACAUGGGUGAGAACUCGUGAUAAGUCAUUCAUGCUGUACACGAUCCGCACUAAACAGAUUAAGGACGACGACAGUGACUACAAGUUCAUCCAGCGACAAUGGGAGGACCUGGAAUGGCUGGAACACUGUCUGACCGUCGACAUUAAUGUCAGCGGAAUUAUCGUUCCGCCGCUGCCGCCGAAGCCGGGAGCGAACGCCGCGAGUGCGGAGACGCGGUCACGCAAGCAGCUCGGUAGCGCCACGAAGACCCUGGUGGGAGACGAGUUCUAUCGCGACUGUCGCAUGCUCGAGAAGUAUCUCCGUCUGCUCAUCAAUCAUCCGACAUUCGGAAAAAACCCAGCCCUCGAAAAGUUCCUCAUGCAGAAGGAGCCGCCGACACGUGCCAGGGUGAAAAAGGGAAUGUUCAGCAAGCUGUCAUCAGCCGUCGAGAACCGCAAGUCAUCUCACCCCGAUUGUGAUGAAUUCUUUCAAAAGGAGAGAACCUGGGUGACCGAAUAUAGCAAUAUAAUGAAGGACUGUAGCAAUGCGUUCAAUCAGAAGGUUUAUGCUCAGAAGAGUCUGGCAAACGCAUACGGUCACCUAGCAACCGCCUCCACCCUUCAGUCCGCCUCUCAGGAAGGUCACGAUAUCUGCCUUAGCAAGUUUUUAACGAAGUUUUCGUCAGGCCUUGAAGGUGCCAAGCACGGACUAGAGGUGAUGAGCAACAAUGAUGAGCGUACGCUCGGCUUUUACCUCGAGUUCUACGCCAUGACCUUCGAAGCAGAGAAGGACAUGCUGCUGCGCCGGACGUGUUUGUUGGUAGAGUACGAGACAGCGAACAAAACUCUGGACAAGGCGAAGCCCAACAAGAAGGAGGCGCCUCAUCCAAGCACAAUGGCGCAGCUGUGGAAAGCCACGGAUUGGAUUAAUGCUGGAGCACUGACCCCUGUCAACACCCACAAUCUGGCAUGCUGUGCCAACUAUUGGAUAGAUACAUCCCGCUUCUCUGUUUCACACAUGAAGUCAAAUGACCAGCACCGCCUGCUGUAG